CAACUUCCUGUCAGGAGAGAGGGAGGAGCUGCUGAGGAAACACCACACUGACAAUGAAAGGACUACACAACUUACUGUUAGAGGUAUUUCCAGGAAAAACAUGCUGAAGCCUGUACAUUGUGUGAUAACACUGUAUUAGUAAGUUAUGUAUCUUGGGGCGAUAGUCUUAUUUAAAUACAGUUUUCUGAUACCAGAAUGCCCCUGUAAGAAAUUGUCAUGGUAGCUGAACCAUCUAUAAAUUUUUUCACAUUUCUGAAGUCUUGCCGUGCAGGAGUUAAGGAAAGCUGGGUAACAGCUGUAAUAGCUGCCGCUUUGCUUUCCCCCAAAGAAGAACUAAGAAAAUAAUUGUUUUAAAUAUUUCAGAGCUGCGGCCUUCAUACACCCCCCCCCCCCCCGACAUUAUAAUCUAUGGCUGCGCAACAAAGCUGGCGGCAAACGUUACAUUGAGAACAUUCGCGUCACCAUUGUUUCUCCUUUCGUAGGAAGGAAGAGUCUGAUUUCCCAGAAGACAAUAGGGAUUAUAUAGAACACUUUUGGCAGCUCAUAGUGAAAACACGUCCAUUGUAUCAUCGCGCUGCGCUGCAAGGUCACCGUACACGUCCGCCGGCUUAGAUACGCCAUAUUACAAGGAAAAGGGUGCGAAUGUACAUUGUCAACACACAUUUAUAUUAACCCCUUCUUUCCUAUUGGGAAAUCAUGGAUCUGGAAAUUCAGCAUAUACUCUUAUACUCUUUGUACUGUAGCCACGACUAAGGAGAGAACCAGGAAACGUGUCGGUUUUCUGAGGUGUCUGCGUACAGGCCACUGACACGUGCGGCUUUGAUGAAUCUUUAAUAGCAGAUCCUCAUCUACCAUCCCAGCACUGGAUGCAUCUUCUACUGCCCUCUCUAUUUCCACUCUACAUGGAUGUGGUUUUCCGAAGGCCGGAACAGCAAGUAUCCCAGAACCGGUGAGGAGCUGCGAAAUUGUAUUAUUCUUCUGAUGUAGUGAUCGGUACCUACCAAAUGUGUCCAAGAAAGGACAACUGGUGACCAUUGAUGGGUGAAGCCUACAACUUCGAAUCCAGUUCCCUAAGAGUUGCUGUAAUGCAAACUGCUGAAAAACUUCCGGCUGUUUGUUAAAGAAAGAAGUCAGAUCACACAGGACAUGGCAGCUUGUUGUGUAUACAGCCCCACAGAGCGUCCAUGUGACUCCUGUCCACUACCAAAGUGUCUACAAUGGGCAUCAGAACUGGAGCAAUGGAAGAAGGUGUCAGGUCUGAUGGAUGACGUUCUCCAUCAUGUGGACUGCCGGGUGCGUCACAUAUCUGAGGAAGAGAUGGCACCAGGAUGGGAAGGAGUCAGGAGGGGGCAGUGUGAUGGGCCCUCACCUUGUGUUCUGGCAUCAGGUGGAUGUUACUGUAAUAUGUUUCACCUACCUCACUAUUGUACAGACCAAGUCCUCUCCUUCAUGGCAGCUGGACCCCUAAUGGCGGUGACCUCUUUCAGUAGGAUAAUGCCCCCGACCGCACUGCAGACAUUGUUCAGGAAUGAGGAACAUGACAAAGAGAUGAAGAUGGUGACUCGGCCUCCAGAUUCCCCACAUCUCAUCCGAUCGAUCGUCUGUGGGAUCUGCUGGAGAAACAAGUCCCAUCCAUGGAGGCCGCACCUCAAGUCCCAUCCAUGGAGGCCGCACCUCAAGUCCCUUCCAUGGAGGCCGCACCUCAAGUCCCAUUCAUGGAGGCUGCACCUCAAGUCCCAUUCAUGGAGGCUGCACCUCAAGUCCCAUUCAUGGAGGCCGCACCUCAAGUCCCAUUCAUGGACGCCGCACCUCAAGUCCCAUCCAUGGAGUCUGCACCUCAAGUCCCAUCCAUGGAGGCCGCACCUCAAGUCCCAUCCAUGGAGGCCCCACCUCAAGUCCCAUCCAUGGAGGCCGCACCUCAAGUCUCAUCCAUGGAGGCCGCACCUCAAGUCCCAUCCAUGGAGGCCACACCUCAAGUCCCAUCCAUGGAGGCCGCACCUCAAGUCUCAUCCAUGGAGGCCGCACCUCAAGUCCCAUCCAUGGAGGCCGCACCUCAAGUCCCAUCCAUGGAGGCACUGCACAACUAACAGGGUUGGCUUUAUUGCAGGAAUAAGGUUUCCAAUUUGCCUCCCCAAACACAUGGAAUAAAAAAUUCAUCCAAAACAUGUAUGUAUCCCAACAUUGAAAGUAAAACUACCGCUCACCCUCCACAACAAGAGACCUCACAAUGGUAAAAAAAAAUUACGGGGAUAGGCUUCUUUCACACUGCCAUUGCGCCACGUCGAGAACGGCCAUCAAACUCUCUUUUUUUUUUUUUAGUUUGACAGACGUCAUUCUGACUGGGCACAAUGGGCAACAGCGGGUUCCAAUGGACCGCACUAUAGUCAAUGGGGUCUAUUUGGCGCUGUUGUUUUUCAGCGGGAGUAGCAGGAAAAAAAGACGGCGCAAGCUGUAUUUCUUUCUCCCGCUAUUUUUCCUGGUGGCCCCGACGGCCGUCACACUACCGUGUAACAAUGGUAGUGUGAAAGGGGCCUUAGAAGAGGACAAUCCAAAACAAUACAAAAACUCAGUCAUUUUGGUCUUGUAGUAAUAGUACUGACUUACAGAAUAAAGUUAUCAGGUCUGGCUGAAUGUCCGCUUGGAGCAGGCACCGCCUAAUACUAUGGCUGUAGCACAAACUCAUGUCGCGCGCGUGCAUAUAUACAUAUAUAUAUAAACAGGAGAAUACAGCAGCACACUGCUAGCACAAAGAUACAGAUAAAACAUGAAAUGCUAUAUAGAUAUAAUGCAAAAAAUGAGGUACUUAGCUCACAAUUUGGCGCCCAAAUAGUUUGGACCAUCCCACCACGGUAAGGUGACCUCAUUGGGAUGGACCCAACACUGUGAAUAUGCCUCUGUGCAAUCAGUUAAACAGGCUCGCAGUACAGUUCCCCCCCACAUUAGGUGCGGUACAGUUCCCCCCACAUUAGGUUGGCAGUACAGUUCCCCCACAUUAGGUGCAGUAUAGUUCCCCCACAUUAGGUGCAGUAUAGUUCCCCCACAUUAGGUGCAGUACAGUUCCUCCACAUUAGGAGCAGUAUAGUUCCCUCACAUUAGGUGCAGUAUAGUUCCCCCACAUUAGGUGCAGUAUAGUUCCCCCAUAUUUGGCCCAGUAUAGUUCCCCCACAUUAGGUGCAGUAUAGUCCCCCACAUUAGGUGCAGUAUAGUUCCCCCACAUUAGGUGCAAUAUAGUUCCCCCAUAUUUGGUACAGUAUAGCACCCCCACAUUAGGUGCAGUAUAGUUCCCCCACAUUAGGUGCAGUAUAGUUCCACACAUUUGGUGCAGUAUAGUUCCCCCACAUUAGGUGCAGUAUAGUCCCCCAUAUGUGGUGCAGUAUAGUUCCCCACAUUAGGUGCAGUAUAGUCCCCCACAUUAGGUGCAGUAUAGUUCCCCCACAUUAGGUGCAGUAUAGUCCCCCACAUUUGGUGCAGUAUAGUUCCCCCACAUUAGGUGCAGUAUAGUCCCCCAUAUGUGGUGCAGUAUAGUUCCCCACAUUAGGUGCAGUAUAGUCCCCCACAUUAGGUGCAGUAUAGUUCCCCCAAAUUAGGUGCAGUAUAGUCCCCCACAUUUGGUGCAGUAUAGUUCCCCCACAUUAGGUGCAGUAUAGUUCCACACAUUUGGUGCAGUAUAGUUCCCCCACAUUAGGUGCAGUAUAGUCCCCCAUAUGUGGUGCAGUAUAGUUCCCCACAUUAGGUGCAGUAUAGUCCCCCACAUUAGGUGCAGUAUAGUUCCCACACAUUAGGUGCAGUAUAGUCCCCCACAUUUGGUGCAGUAUAGUUCCCCCACAUUAGGUGCAGUAUAGUCCCCCAUAUGUGGUGCAGUAUAGUUCCCCACAUUAGGUGCAGUAUAGUCCCCCACAUUAGGUGCAGUAUAGUUCCCCCAAAUUAGGUGCAGUAUAGUCCCCCACAUUUGGUGCAGUAUAGUUCCCCCACAUUAGGUGCAGUAUAGUCCCCCAUAUGUGGUGCAGUAUAGUUCCCCACAUUAGGUGCAGUCCCCCACAUUAGGUGCAGUAUAGUUCCCCACAUUAGGUGCAGUAUAGUUCCCCACAUUAGGUGCAGUAUAGUUCCUCCACAUUAGGUGCAGUAUAGUUCCCCCACAUUAGGUGCAGUAUAGUUCCCCACAUUAGGUGCAGUAUAGUUCUCCACAUUAGGUUGGCAGUAUAGCUCCCCACAUUAGGUGCAGUAUAGUCCCCCACAUUAGGUGCAGUAUAGUCCCCCACAUUAGGUGCAGUAUAGUUCCCCACAGACAUACAGCCUUCAGCCAUAUACAGUGUAUGCCUGGAGGCUGUAUGUCUGUGUACUGCCCCACUUCAGUGUUCCGACCACCGCUCCACCGGUCUGGGAUCACGAUCUACUGCUAUGGCCUAUAGGCCAUAGCAGUAGGUCCAGGGACUGGAGGAGCGGUGGUCGGAACACCAAAGAUGAAGCUCAACUUACCAUGCGUGCGCGUGUGCGUCCUGCUCCUCGAUGCUCCGCUCCUAUGGGCACACGCACAGGACGCUCAGUGAUGUCCCUGCGUGUGCUACCUCCCGGCGGCCCUAGGUUUUUAAAGUUAACGCGGGGCCGCAGAAAGGUAACAGGGACAUCCUUGUGUUCUGAAAAGAUCUUUCGGGACACAGGGAUGUCCAGAAUGUGACGGGGGCGAUUAGGGUUUGCCCAGGCACACCCGGAACACCCCAUGCGCACGUCUAUGAGCAGUAGGACCGCACAGGCAGUGCCAUCUCUAUGGAUGACAAUGCAGUCCCAGCGAUAGUGAUGAGGAUGAUGAUAGUGAUGAUAAUGAGGGUAGUGAUGACAAGGAUUAUAGUGAAGAUGAUGAUGACAGUGAUGAUAAGGAUGAUAGUAAUAAAGAUGAGGAUGAUAGUUAUGAUGAUGAAGAUGAUAGUAAUGAUGGUGGGGAUGAUAGUAAUGAUGGUGGGGAUGAUAGUAAUGAUGGUGGGGAUGAUAGUAAUGAUGGUGGGGAUGAUAGUAAUGAUGGACGGGAUGAUAGUAAUGAUGGUGGGGAUGAUAGUGAUGAUGGUGGGGAUGAUAGUGAUGAUGGUGGGGAUGAUAGUAAUGAUGGUGGGGAUGAUAGUAAUGAUGGUGGGGAUGAUAGUAAUGAUGGUGGGAAUGAUAGUAAUGAUGGUGGGGAUGAUAGUGAAUUAUAUGAUAAGGAUGAUGAGGAUAAUAGUGAUGAGGAUGACAGUGAAUUAUAUAAU
This is a messenger RNA of Hyla sarda, 5237 nucleotides long. RefSeq lists its product as uncharacterized. NCBI's taxonomy places the organism in Eukaryota, Metazoa, Chordata, Amphibia, Anura, Hylidae. The transcript has 2 exons. Bases 1147 to 2148 code for a protein of 333 amino acids. The record is from RefSeq and is a predicted model, not a curated record.